CCUGGAGGAAGCACCAUGCCAAGAUGCCCCACAGCACCUUCCAGCCACCACCGGGACCACUGUGGACAGUGGACAGCAGCGUGGACCUUCCUGCCGAAGAUGCCAGUCAUCCUGUGGCUGCUGCUCUUGGACACCUCCCUGCCUGCUGUGAGGGGCCAGACCACAGUUCCUCUGGAAACAGUGAAGCUGUGGGCUGAUGCCUUUGGCAGGAAUCUGUACAAAACUGUGACCAGAUACUCAGGCUCUCUCCUGCUGCAGAAGAAGUACAAGGAUGCAGAACCCAGUCUGAAGAUCAAAGAGGUGGAUGGCUUGGAGCUGGUGAAGAAGUUCUCGGAAGACAUGGAGACCAUGCUUCGGAGGAAAGCCGAGGCCGUUAAGAGCCUGGUGGAGGCCGCCGAGGAGGCUGACCUGAAUCAUGAAUUCAAUGCAUCUCUGGUGUUUAACUACUACAACUCGGUGCUAAUCAACGAGAAGGAUGAGAAAGGCAACUACGUGGAGCUGGGAGACGAGUUUCUCCUCGAGUCCAAUGCGCACUUCAGCAACCUGAGGGUGAAUGUCUCCAUGAGCAACGUCCAGCUGCCCACCAACGUGUACAACAAAGACCCAGACAUUUUAAAUGGGGUCUAUAUGUCCGAGGCCCUGAACCCCGUGUUUGUGGAGAACUUCCAGAGAGACCCUACCCUGACCUGGCAGUAUUUUGGCAGCUCAACUGGGUUCUUCAGGCUCUAUCCAGGGAUAAAGUGGACACCUGAUGAAAACGGAGUCAUUGCCUUUGACUGCAGAAACCGUGGCUGGUACAUACAAGCGGCCACUUCUCCCAAGGACAUAGUGAUUCUGGUGGAUGUGAGCGGCAGCAUGAAGGGCCUGAGGAUGGCUAUCGCCAAGCACACCAUUACUACCAUUUUGGAUACCCUGGGGGAGAAUGACUUCGUGAAUAUCAUUGCGUACAAUGAUUAUGUGCACUACAUCGAACCCUGCUUCAAAGGCAUCCUGGUCCAGGCAGACCGAGACAACCGCGAGCAUUUCAAGCAGUUGGUGGAUGAACUGAUGGUCAAAGGCGUGGGCGUUGUGAGUCAAGCCCUGAUCGAGGCUUUCGAGAUCCUGAAGCGGUUCCAAGAGUCCAGGCAAGGAAGUCUCUGCAACCAGGCCAUCAUGCUUAUCUCUGAUGGGGCCGUGGAAGACUAUGAGCCCGUGUUUGAGACAUAUAACUGGCCAGACCGCAAGGUCCGAGUUUUCACUUACCUUAUCGGAAGGGAAGUGACGUUUGCUGACCGCAUGAAGUGGAUUGCCUGCAACAACAAAGGCUACUACACACAAAUCUCCACACUGGCCGAUGCCCAGGAGAACGUGAUGGAAUACCUGCAUGUGCUCAGCCGUCCCAUGGUCAUCAACCACGACCAUGACAUCAUCUGGACAGAGGCAUACAUGGACAGCAGGCUCUUCACCUCAGAGGCACAAAGCCCAAUGCUCCUCACCACAGUGGCCAUGCCAGUCUUCAGCAAAAAGAACGAAACACGAUCCCACGGCAUUCUCCUGGGUGUCGUGGGCUCUGACGUGGCCCUAAGAGAGCUCAUGAAACUGGCACCCCGCUAUAAGCUUGGGGUGCAUGGAUAUGCCUUUCUGAACACUAACAAUGGCUACAUCCUCUCUCAUCCUGACCUCAGGCCUUUGUACCGAGAAGGCAAGAAGCUGAGACCCAAACCCAACUACAACAGCGUGGACCUCUCAGAAGUGGAGUGGGAGGACCAAGCUGAAACUCUGAGAACCGCCAUGAUCAACGGGGAAACGGGUUCUCACUCCAUGGACGUGAAGGUGCCUCUGGACAAAGGGAAACGAGUUCUAUUCCUGACCAAUGACUAUUUCUUCACGGACAUCAGUGACACUCCUUUCAGCUUGGGAGUGGUGCUGACCAGAGGCCACGGAGAAUACAUCCUUCUGGGAAACACAUCUGUGGAGGAAGGCCUGCACGACUUGCUUCAUCCGGACCUGACCCUGGCCAGCGACUGGAUCUACUGUAUCACGGAUAUCGACCCAGACCACCGGAAGCUCAGCCAGCUGGAAGCUGUGGUCCGCUUCCUGACAGGGGUGGAUCCAGACCUGGAGUGUGACGAGGAGCUGUUGCGGGAGGUGCUGUUUGACGCGGUGGUGACAGCUCCCAUGGAAGCCUACUGGACAGCACUGGCACUCAACAUCUCUGAAGAGUCGGAGCCUGGUGUGGAUGUGGCCUUCCUGGGGACCAGGGCUGGCCUUCUAAGAAGAAGCUUGUUCGUGGGAUCUGAGAAAAUCUCUGAUAGGAAGUUCCUGACACCCGAAGAUGAAGCCAGUAUUUUCACCCUGGACAACUUCCCGCUGUGGUAUCGGCAGGCUUCUGAGCAGGCCCCAGGCAGCUUUGUCUUCAAUCUCUGCUGGGCAGAGGGACCAGACAGCCCAGGCAAGCCAGUGGCAGUAAGGGCCAGCACCGCAAUAACUGUGACAGUGGACGGGAAGACGGCCAUAGCGGCAGCUGUGGGCAUCCAGAUGCAAGCAGAUUACCUCCAGAGUCAGUUCUGGGCAGCCAUGCAACAGUGCAGCACUGUAGAGGGGCCAUGCCCGAAGAGCUGCGAGGACGCCGAUCUGGACUGCUUCGUCGUAGACAACAAUGGCUUCAUUCUGAUCUCAGAGAGACCCCAAGAGAUGGGAAGACUUCUGGGGGAAGUGGAUGGCGCUCUCAUGACGCAGCUCCUCAGCAUGGGGGUGUUCAGCCGUGUGACCAUGUACGACUACCAGGCCAUGUGCAAGCCUCCGGAUCAUCACCACAGUGCAGCCCAGCCCCUGAUCAGUCCUCUCUCUGCCUUCUGGAUGGUGGCCAGGUGGCUACUGCAUGAGUUUCUGCUGUUCCUGCUAGAGUGGAGCGCUUGGGGAUCUUGGCACGACAAAGGGUCAGAGGCCAAAGCUGUCUUCCAUCACUCCCACAAGCAUAAGAAACAGGACCUGCUGCACCCCUGUGACACGGAAUACCUGGUGUUUGUACACCAGACCGCCAUUCAGGAGGCCAACGGGAUCAUCGAGUGUGGGGCCUGCCAGAAGACAUUUGUGAUGCAACAGAUUCCCAGCAGCAACCUGCUCCUGCUAGUGACAGACAGUACCUGUGACUGCAGCGCCUACUCUCCUAUCCUCCAGGAGGCCACAGAAGUCAAAUAUAACGCCUCAGUCAAGUGUGACAGGAUGCGCUCCCAGAAGCCCCGGCGACGACCAGGCUCCUGCCAUGCCUUCCAUCCAGAGGAGAAUGCUCAGGACUGUGGCGGUGCUUCAGACACUGUACCUUCGCUCCCUCUGCUCCUGCUAUCGCUGUGGGCCUGGUUGCUUCUGCUCGAGCUUCUGUGGUGACCCCAGCCCAUCUGACUCCCACAGAAGGGGGACCCUAAAAGAGACAUUCUACAAAGUCACCAUCUGAUGAAGGCCCAGCUCAUCAGAUGGGCGUGCCCUCGGUUUCAGUCCUGGGCUACUGGUCUCUGCCUCUUAGAGAUUGCAGGAAGGAUCCCCACGGCUCUUCAGGGUGCAGGGUACCAGCCACCCCAAGCUUUCUACUCUUGUCUCUGCUUCAGGACUCCAACAAGAGCUCAAGUGGAAGAAGGAGAGAAGUUAGUUACUCCUGUUUACCAAAGGUCAGACCCAGUCAAAGGGCCGGCUGUUUCCCUGGCUGGUCCACUACAGAGCUGAGGAGUUCUGGGGGCUGGGACUGAAUGGUGAGGCCCAUGCAGAGGCUGUGGCAAGGACAUGCUUGCUACAAGUGCAGGAGUCCUUGGGAAGGUACUUUCACCCAUCACAGUGCAAGGAGGGUAGGCAGAAGGAAAGACAGGAAGAUUCAGGGAGGAACCAGAAGGGAAGAAAUGGAAAAGAAGCCGAGCAUGGUGACACAUGCCUUUAAUCCCAGAAUUUGAGAGGCAGAGGCAGGAAAUCUCUGAGUGUGAGGCCAGCCUGGUCUAUAAAAUGAGUUCCUGACACAAGGGGAGAGGUACAAAGAGAAACCUUAUCUUGAAAACAAACAAGAGAGAAAAUUCAAGCUUGGAGAAGGAAAACUGGUUGUAAAUCUUAGCUUCGUGAAGAUACUACUUAAUAGGCAAUGUCCCUAGAGCUGUCUGGCACUGACAAUAUACUAACUGUUCUCACCCUAGCACCCAGCUUCACGGCUUGGAAGGUAGUUAAGGUUGGAGGUGUUUGCCCAGCCCAGGUGAGGUACCAAACUGUCACAGCUGUGCUUCUUCAUGCUACCAAGACACAGUAUGGUCAGGCAUGGCAGAAGAGAUCUUUCCCAAUUGCCAGCAAAGCACCUGCCUUCCUUGCUUUGUCCUUUGUACUGAUCUCUACUCCAACAGCACUGGGUCUCAAAAACAAGCACAGGCGGGAGGCCUCUUCACCCAACCAGGCAGAGCGUUUGGGAACCAGUUUAUUGGCUGCCACAGAAGAGAAAUGCUAAGUGUAAGAUUCCAGGCAGCUCCUGGCCAUGAGUCGUGGGGCUCUUGUGCCUGGUGCUGCUGAGGGACUAAGCUUUACAACAUUGCCAGGGCAGUUAAAGAAAAGGCAUGUCUGAUAAACCGUCAGGUAAACUGAUAAUGCUGUCUCCAUAAGCGAAAAGUCUCCCAAGGUUUGCCUGCCAGUCAGAACUCCAUCAAGAGGCCAGCAGGUGGUAGCCUGGCUUAGGCUAAAGAUCCAGCACCUUGACUUCAGGAGUGAAGCUGACACUCCGGCAAUUUAAAAAGCAGGGUAUGGCAUCCUGGCAUCUUUCCUCAUUUGUGUGUCACCUUCAAGAGUAAGAGCUCAAGGAUGCUGUUAGAAGCACUUCUCAGCCCCAGGAAAUGUGCUAUUGAGCUUGCCUGUUUUAAUAGAACCAACUCAAAUAAAAGGCUUCAACACUA
Messenger RNA from Meriones unguiculatus (Mongolian gerbil), 4895 nucleotides. It is a transcript of the gene Cacna2d4, whose product is annotated as calcium voltage-gated channel auxiliary subunit alpha2delta 4. Gene Ontology annotation, cellular component: voltage-gated calcium channel complex. Bases 16 to 3366 code for a protein of 1116 amino acids. Gene Ontology annotation, molecular function: voltage-gated calcium channel activity. Lineage: Eukaryota; Metazoa; Chordata; Mammalia; Rodentia; Muridae. The transcript has 38 exons. The record is from RefSeq and is a predicted model, not a curated record.